Messenger RNA from Formica exsecta, 2183 nucleotides. RefSeq names its product ubiquinone biosynthesis monooxygenase COQ6, mitochondrial (gene Coq6). Gene Ontology annotation, molecular function: 2-octaprenyl-6-methoxyphenol hydroxylase activity; FAD binding; oxidoreductase activity, acting on paired donors, with incorporation or reduction of molecular oxygen, NAD(P)H as one donor, and incorporation of one atom of oxygen. The transcript is spliced from 8 exons. Gene Ontology annotation, biological process: ubiquinone biosynthetic process. The record is from RefSeq and is a predicted model, not a curated record. The coding region runs from base 202 to 1641 and encodes 479 amino acids. Gene Ontology annotation, cellular component: mitochondrion. Lineage: Eukaryota; Metazoa; Arthropoda; Insecta; Hymenoptera; Formicidae.
CGGAGAACUAUAAUUAAUAAUAUAUAAGUAAUUAUAUAUACACACACACAAAAUAAAUGCGCGUAUCGCGCGCUUGUAAUGCUUUAGUAUUUUAAAUUGCGAGUAAAAAUGCAUUUGCGCGUAUACCACGAGCAGGAAUUGCGAGGAAUUCGAUCCGCGCGAUAAUCGAGACAAAGCGAUACGAAAUACGAAACAUACGAAAUGGCGGCUCUCAAGGAAGCGGUGUUUUCGUACCGCCUCGUUUUCACGUCGCUGUCACAAAAGUGCAAGCAUGUCGUUCCCAGUGCGACCGCGGUAUCGAGGAAAAAAUAUUCGACCGCCGUAGAAAAUGAAGAAAAAUAUGACGUUAUCAUCACCGGAGGUGGCAUGAUCGGCGCGACAUUAGCAUGUGCCAUAGGAAAUAAUCGAAGAUUGGAAGGCAAGAAAGUCUUGCUAUUGGAGAGUAGUGCUAAACAAGAAUACACACCGCAGGAGCAAUAUUCCAAUCGAGUUGUCGCUUUGAAUCAACAGACUCGUACCUUGUUGUCUAGUUUAGGAGCAUGGCAACACAUAGAGGCAGUUCGUUAUUGUACAGUACGGAAAAUGCAGGUAUGGGAUGCGUGUUCCGACGCUAUGAUAACAUUCAACGAGGACCAUUUGUCGGAGGAUUUGGCAUACAUAGUUGAAAACGAUUUGCUGUUACACGCAGUCAACAAGCAGCUUUCUCAGAAAGAGAAUGUAACUGUGAUUCACGAAUCUAAAAUCACCGAUGUAAAACUCCCGAAGACAUCGGCCGAAUUCGCCUCUGUACAGCUACAAUCAGGAAAGCAGUACGCAGCCAGAUUACUAGUAGGUGCCGAUGGCGCUAAUUCGAUAGUGCGAAAAACGAUGGGUGUGACCUAUCCAAACUGGCAGUAUAAUCAAUUAGGCAUCGUUGCGACUCUCAAACUGUCCGAGCCCACGGAGAAUGUCGUCGCUUGGCAGAGGUUUCUCCCAACUGGACCUAUCGCGUUGCUUCCGUUGACAGAUUCUCUCAGUUCGCUUGUAUGGUCCGUGACGACCGAGAGAGCGAAAGAACUGCUGAAAGUCUCGGAGGAAGAGUUCGUCGACAAUAUAAACGAGGCAUUGUGGCGGGUCUAUCCAAAGAACGGCAUUGUCGAGAGCGGAAUGCAUGCGCUCCGCCAACUGCUCGCGAACUUGUCCCUGCAGACUGGCGUGUCCAGGCAAUUGCAACCCUCCGUAGCAGCCAUCGUCGAAGGAUCGCGGGCGGCCUUUCCCUUAGGUUUCGGACACGCUGCAUCUUAUGUUCAACAGGGCACAGUGUUAGUCGGGGAUGCGGCACAUCGAAUCCAUCCCUUGGCCGGUCAAGGCGUGAAUCUAGGUUUCGGCGACGUGACGGUGUUGACGCAGAUCCUUGCCGAGGCCGCCGUGAAUGGCUGUCAUCUCAAUAAUAUACAGUAUUUGAGGCAGUACGAGACGCUGAGACAACGUCACAAUGUGCCAACGAUGCUCGUUAUCGAUGCGCUUCAUCGGCUUUAUCGGGGCACCGCAGCUCCCGUUGUUCUAGCUAGAAGCCUGGGCUUGCAAUUGACGAACGCUAUACCGCAAAUCAAGAAAAUGAUGAUGGAACAGGCCGCAGGAGGGACGAUCGUUAAAUGUUAACUCGGCGAGUACAAUGUACAUAUCAUUGUGAUAUUAACCACCCCAGAGUAAUGUAAAAGAUACUUUACAUAAUGUUUAUUAUUUAUAUUCAACAUAUGUAUUAUAAAUUGUAAUUAUUAUGAAGAUAGGGAUAUUAAACUGAUAUUUUUUUCACACAAUUAUAUGAAAACAGAUAAGUCUUCAAAGCUAUUGCUACUUUUUACAUUGUACUACAUAUGAAAAAAAUGUACUUUGUAAUAUAUACUUUUUAAGUUAUAUUAUUAGUAAAACCUAUAUAAAAAUGUGGCAAAAAAUGAAUUUUUCAAAUGUAUUUGUAAUAAUAUAUUUCAUUCUAUAUGAAUAUAAUCUUUUAUUAAAUUGCAUCAAAAAUUAUAAAAUAUGAAAUUCAUGUCACAUAUUCCACUUUGAUUCACAUUUUUUAAUAAUUUUAUAACUUUAAUACAAAUGUACAAUUAAUUUUAUGUAUAAAAAUUUCUGAUGCAAAGCAUAGUUUAAAAGUUGUGUACUUGAGGAAUGAUAAUUUCAAUAUACAGAGUAGAUAC